ACAGAACGUUGCUUCUGAGCUCCCGUGCAUUUUGGACACGCACCGACUCGGGUUGGGAGGCAGGGAGUGACAAACAUAUUUCUCUGAAAGGGAUUUUGCUGUACUCCCAUGUCUAUUUUAAAAACCUAAUAGACGUUUUAAGUUUUACGUUUUCGUGUGUCUGCUGCACUGAUGUGACGUUUGGCGUUUCACAAGCGGAUAAAACGCUCAGGUGUUUGUUUUUCAUAGGUGGAUUUCCUGCCUUUUUUAAAAAACAAUUCCUAAGUAGAGGAGCGACAGGAGGCUUUCCCCUGCGGUAUAUUUCUUUAUUGCAAAACUCUUGUUAAACCACGUCAGUGUUUUUCUUGCUUUCGUUUUUAAAUAUUUAAUUUCUAACCACCGACAACGCCGAGUGGCCACGUUGGAACAAACAGAUUGAAGAUGGACGAGGCAGAGAAGUACCAACAGAGACUGCAGGCGAUCACUGAGAAGCGUCGUCUGCAGGAGGAACAGGAGAGGGCCAAGAGGGAGAUGGAGGAGGAGCGGCUGAGGCUACAGCAGCUCAAGAGGAAGUCUCUUAGAGACCAGUGGCUGAUGGACGGCCCCUCUUCCCCCACAUCCUCAGAGCCUCGUUCCCCGCUGUGGGGCUCCCAGGCCCAGGAGAUGGAGCAACACAUAGACAAGUUGCAGACAGAGAGUCAACGGUUAGCGGAGGAGGAGGAGAAACUGGAGCAGCAGCUGGAAGAUGGCCGAGCUAAUGCAGCGGUGGUGGUGGAGGCUACAGCAGAAGCAGACCAAGCAGUUAUCUUGGAGAAUGGACAGGAAGAAGUAGAGGCUGAAUCCGUUUUAGGAACAGUUGAGGCAGCACUAUUGGAACGAGCUGAGAUCCUCACCAAUGGGAGAGGAGAGGGGGAGGGGCAAGCUGCUACCCACAAUGCAUCAGAGGAAGGCGGACUGCACAACAGCACCAACGGUCCAGUGACAGUCGUCCCUGAAGAUGGUGCCAUUACCAUGACGUUCCUGGGGCUCAUGGAGGCGGAGCCAGGCGAGGCUCCGGUAAUCGAGGAAGGAGGACUGAUCAUGAUGCGAGCGGAGCGAGUGAUUAUCAAUGACGAUGGAGACGAGCUGGCAAAUGAUCUUUCCUCUACGGGUCAGGAACAGGAAGUAGACUCAGCCGUGUCCAAUCAGAGGUCAGAAUCUCCUGAGGAAGGAGGAAUUGAGGAGACGAAACCAGAGACAACUCCUGAAGAGUCCUCAGAAGUAGCAAAAGAGACUGAGACAGAGGCAGACACAGUAACCAGAGGUUUAGGAGAAGGACAGAUGGACACCGUAACUAGAGAUUUAGGAGAAGGACAGAUGGACACAGUAACCGGAGAUUUAGGAGAAGGACAGAUGGACACAGUAAUAGGAGAUUUAGGAGAAGGACAGAUGGACACAGUAAUAGGAGAUUUAGGAGAAAGACAGAUGGAGGGUGUGGGAAACAGUGGUGGAGAGGAAGAGGCGCAGCCAGUAGAGGAAGCUCCUGUGUCUGACUUGCAGGCCCCAGAUGAUGGCGUUGUGGCUGCCGUUCCCGUCUACUCUGAGACCUUACUCACCCCCAGGCCCGACGCAGAGGGAGAGGCUGCAGGCGAGCCGGCAGAGGGCGAUGUGGAAGUGAAGACUGAAGUGGAAGUCAAGGGGGAAGAGGAGGCCUCGCUGGCCCCAGAAUCAGCCAUCCUCCCUGGGGGCCAGUUCCUGGAGGUGUCCCUAGUGGAGCCCCGGACUGAGCCAGAGCAGGAGCCCCUGCUGUUCCCAUCCAAGGCCCAGACCCUGGCCUUGGGGGAGCAGGCUCCAGCCACCCCAGAGACACUGACCGCUACCAGGGGAGAGGCGGAGGGAGGGGUCGAUAUGGCUCCCAAACGCAAGACCUGCCAGUGCUGCUCUGUCAUGUGAUCAAUCAUUUCGUUCGCUCUCUAUCUCUCUACCAAAUUCUCCAAUGCUUUCUCUGUGUAAUACUACAAGAGGGACUUGAGUCUGCCUCUAACACUGUGAAUGAUGGUGUUAUUACUGAAGUGCCUUGUGGAUCUCCUUCCCUAAGGGUAUAGCUCAGUUACCCAUCCAGAGGAACCUGGGUUUUGUUCAGUAGGGCGAAGUGCUUUGAAAUGAAAAUUCAAAACCAGUGUUUUUCUUAUUGGACCAGGUCCAGGUAGGCCCUCCCUGUUCGAGUCAGUUUUUUUUAUUUUGAUGAACACAACCCUGAUGAACACAACCCUGAUGAACACAACCCUGAUGAACACAACCCUGAUGAACACAACCCUGAUGAACUCAAGUUUUUUUCCUAAUGAACACAACCCUGUCAGCCUUGCCUGUGUUACUGUUGGCUGGUACUGAGAAUGAAAGACCAGUCUUGAUCCAUUAUGCUGUAUCUGUGUAUCCACCCUACUAUUCACACAGAACCUGCUUUAAACUGAACUGUGCAGGCUGUGAUAGGAAUUCUGUUUGGGGGGGCGCUUAUGUGUGUUUUUAGUGAAUUAUUUUACAAGGGAAAUGCUUAUCGAAGGCCCUUAUCUUAUUUUGUCCAAUGCAAGGCCUGAGGAUUGAAUCAUGACCAGUACAGUAGGUAUGUGUCAAAGGCCUGAGGGUUGAAUCAUGACCAGUACAGUAGGUAUGUGUCACAAAUGAAACCCUAGUCCUAACAAAGUGCUCUACUGUUGCCCAUGGUCUAUGGUCUCUGGUUGAAAGUAGGUCACUGACUGUACAAAACAUUAGGAACACCUACUCUUUCCAUGACAGACUGACCAGGUGAAAGCUAUGAUCCCUUAUUGAUGUCACUUGUUAAAUCCACUUGCACAUGGAUUGUGCAUGUGUGCCAUUGAGGGUCAAUGGGCAAUCAACCUAUUGAAAUGCCUUUGCACAGGGUUUGGUAACAGGUGUCAGGCGCACCGGUUUCAGUGUUAAGAACUGCAACAGCUCCAACCAACUUGACACAACUGUGGGAAGCAUUGGAGUCAACAUUUCUCAAUCUUAUUUUGGUCCAUUAUCAAUUGUUAAAGGGAAAGUAUGUUUUUAUAUCUAAAUUCUAUGCAUUUUAUUUUCUCAGUGUAUUUUCCAUAGAAUACAAACAGUGCUCUGACAUGUAUAUAGCCACCAUGAAAUCAAGUGGGAGGGGGGUUUAUGCAUAUCUUUCUUUCAACAGGAUACUUUUGAACUAAUCAAUAAUGGUUUAGUGAUUAAACUGACACUUGUGAAAUAUUAUUUGA
Molecule: messenger RNA, 3218 nt
Organism: Oncorhynchus mykiss (rainbow trout)
Lineage: Eukaryota; Metazoa; Chordata; Actinopteri; Salmoniformes; Salmonidae
Source: RefSeq, a predicted model, not a curated record